Varanus komodoensis (Komodo dragon) is the source of this 4140-nucleotide messenger RNA. It is a transcript of the gene ZNF697, whose product is annotated as zinc finger protein 697. Gene Ontology annotation, biological process: regulation of transcription by RNA polymerase II. Gene Ontology annotation, molecular function: DNA-binding transcription factor activity, RNA polymerase II-specific; RNA polymerase II cis-regulatory region sequence-specific DNA binding. The record is from RefSeq and is a predicted model, not a curated record. Bases 1439 to 2356 code for a protein of 305 amino acids. The transcript is spliced from 2 exons. Lineage: Eukaryota; Metazoa; Chordata; Lepidosauria; Squamata; Varanidae.
UUACACUGAAGUUUAAUAAUUCACAGAGCAGUAUUGGAGAUAACACUCGUAGAUUUUGCUGUAACAAAUGAACACAGCAGCUUCUCUGGAAAUGGUAUUGUUAUAUGUAACUAUACAUACAUACAUACAUACAUAUGUAUGUGCAUGGUGAAUUUCACUCCCCAAAAUAAAUCACUGUGGUCGUAAUAGUUUGAAGCAUAGAGCACAAAAGAUUUCAGAGUUGUUACCAUAAGCUUAAAUGAUAGAUACUAACUUAAAUUAUGAAAAAUAAAUGGAAAUGGAAUUAAUAGAAGGAAGCUUUUAAGAAAAACAAGAUAUAAAAAGUUGAAAUACUAAACCUUUGUCAAUAAACAGGCAUUUUUUAAUGUAAUUCGGUCCUGCAAAUGAGAAUCUUGACCUUCUAUCAAACCAUGCUUUGCAUUUAGCCAUUAUUAGAGCCUAAGUUAUGGUUUGAAUGUACAACUGCAGAGAAAAACCAUGAUUUGGAGCUGCUUAUUUGCUGCAGGCGCCUCUACAGAUUGAGCAAGCCCUAAUUGUGUCUUUCCAACUCAUACUUGAUACCAACCCAUUGUUUAUCUUCCUCAAGGAUCCUUUGGUGUUGGCAUCUGAACAGAGUUAUUGUAAAACCAGUUAUAUUAAGCAUUCUUCUAGUGUAAUUUGACUGGCCUUUUCAUGUCACUUGUACCACUUUAAAAGAAAAACACUAGUUCUGAUGUGCGAAAAGAACAGUUCUGGGGAGGCUUGUGUAAUUUACUCCCAGUAUUUUGUUGCCAUGGAAUUUAGGAAAUAAGAUUGUGCAUUGUUUAUAAAGAUUUUUCAUAUAUCACCUGUUUUAUUUGAAAUAGGCUUCAUGGCAAAAAGGAAGAUGCUAGGAAGUGGCAUACACAGGAGGCGGUCUUCUAUCCUGUGAACAUGGCAGUGUAUUCUGCCAUUAGUACAACAGGAAGCUGGCCAUUCUUAAAGCAACUAGAAACGAAUGGAAUUACUAGUUUCCAGAACAAGGGUCAUCAGCAGAGAUUAUUUCUGCUGGAAGAUAAUUCCUGCCACCCAGUGAAGGCACUGUAUAAUAAUUGCUCUUUUUACUCUGGUUUCCAUUUCCCUCUUUUCUUCUGAUGACUCCCAUCUAGAUUAUAGGCCACUUACCGGGAGCAUCCUGUCUUCUUAAUCCUUUAUAAAACUCCAUAUGGUUUCUUAAUUUCAAAAUGUACUAUAUACUGGAAUAGUACACAGCAAUGGCAGAGGAAGAGUAUGACCAGAAGGCAAUGAAAAAGGUGGAUGCUGAUUUGCUAUACGAGUAUAAUUGCAGAAAAUAGUCUUUUGGUAUGUUGAGAUACUGGUGGUGUUUGUGUGAAUGGGUUAUUCCACUGAUUAUUGCACUUGGAAGAAAGUUUACAUACUUGAAUAUCUAUCUAUCUUGUGCUGAGCAGGAUUCCUGUGGAUGGAAGUAGAAGAGGAAUUGUGUGCAUCUGUUCUUCUGGACUCUACAGAAAGAGAAGUCUCCUCUGACUUCAUAGGAAACUAUGAGAUCCCAAGUGAAUAUGAUGAGCUUUCUCAAGGUGAUGAGCCAGAGAAUGUGCAACAGGAUGAAAUUUUGCUCCAAAAUGAACAGAAUCCCUCUCAGAGUCCCAGUGAGGCAGGAGCCUUUGAGGAUCAGGAAUGGAGGGAUGGUUGCCAAGACCAGCCACAACAGGACUCUGUUGAUCCAGGAGACAACCUGGGGCUCCUUCAAGACAUCAUCUCACCACCUGGGAUUCCUUUGAGAAUAGAAGCUUUCAGUUACACCGCAUGUGGGGAAACAAUCCAAAAGAAUGCAAGUCUUGAUGUCCAAUCUGAGGUCUCUCCAGUGGGAGAGAAGCCUCAUAAAUGUACUGAAUGUAGCAAAAGCUUUAGCUGGCGGUCAGAUCUUAUUAAACAUCAAAGAAUUCACACAGGAGAAAAACCGUACAUGUGCAGUGAAUGUGGGGAAAACUUCACUGUGAGCUCCCACCUUUUCACUCAUAAGAGGAUCCAUACAGGAGACAGACCAUUCCUUUGCACUGAGUGUGGGAAAUGCUUCAGUCGGAACUCACAUCUUGUUAACCACCAGAGAACCCACACGGGAGAGAAGCCCUUUGAAUGCAGUGAGUGUGGGAAAUGUUUCGGGGAUUUUUCAACACUGACUCAGCACCAGAGAACCCACACAGGUGAAAAGCCCUAUAAAUGUGUUGAGUGUGGGAAAGGCUUCAUACAGAGUUCACAUCUCAUAAGACAUCGGAAAACUCAUAUGGGAGAGAAACCCUAUACGUGUGCCGAGUGUGGCAAAGGCUUCCGAUACAAAACCCAUUUUGUACAGCAUCACAGACUUCACAUAGGAUAGAAGAGGAGGAGGAAGUUUGCUCCCAGGUUCCUAAGAGCUUGUGAAAGAUACUUAAAUGGGCAAUGAAGAAGAAAAGUGGAGUGUCCUUCACUGUAGUGAACAGAGCUCAGCACUGAUGUUGGUAGCUCCAUGCUUUAUGUAGCAAACCUGUGUAAUGGAUGUAGUACAGUAUUUGCCAAAGCAAAUGUUUAAAACAGGGUGGGCAACCUGAGUCCUUCCAGGUGUUCUGGCCUGCAACUCAUACCAGCCUUCACUAGUGUAACCAAUGCUGGAUGAUGGGAACUGAGGGACAAGAAGACUGAAGGGCCACAAACUUCCCACUCGUUUUAUAGACUUAUGCUCAUACUUCUCAGAUGCAUGCACAUGGGUGCUUAAACACAUGUACACACAUGGGCAUUUUGUCCCCUUUAUUUGCAUGUGGCUCCCUGGGAAAUCAGAAGGAAGGCAAGCAGUAGUUUGCAGUGCGUAACAUCUGGGUGAAGCCAUGAACGCAGUUUGUGGACUGAUAACUUGGGCUGGGGAAGGAGCGGGUAGACAAAGAGUGAGAACUUGGAACUUGGUUGCUAGAAUACAUUGACUGAAGUACAGUAGCAGAAACAUAUUUAAUAUUGUGCCUUUUCUUCAGACAAUAGAAACUCUUGUUUGUCAAAUUGAUGGUUGAUCUCAAAUACCGUUUUUGGAAAUGCCUCCUAUUUGCAUCUGCAUGUGGAAAAUUCCCCUCAUUCUUUUAUACAACAUUUUCCAUGAUCAGUCUGGGGUUGAAAAAACGCAUCAUAUAGAUGCUAUUGCAGGAGCUUAGCCAACUGGCCAGAGAGAUAGGUUGAAAUAUAGCCAUUUUUUGGAGACAAUAAUUUAUUAACUACCCUUUCUCUGGAAGUAAAAAAUUCCUCUGUUGUCCCAUUUCUUAUUUCUGACUGGUUUCUUGGUUGAUGUUCCAUAUGGGCAUUUGGAAACUUUUUAGAGGCAAUCAGCAGAUGAUGAAAAUCUGGCUGCAUCCUGCGUAUCCUAGUGAAGAAGGGUAGUAGCUCCAGUACCUUACAUUGCUUAAAAUCCAGUUUAGAGAAUCAGGAUAAUCAUUUUUAGGAUAGAACCACUGGUGAUCCCAACACACAGGAACAGGGUAUACUGGAAAGAAAGCAAGGUUAACCACUGAUCGUUGUGAUACUCCUUAGGCACAGGUUUUCUUGCUUGGUUUGUUUAGUUUUUGAACAUGGGAGCAUUCAAGCUUGUUGGACACCCAUCACCCCCGCCUGCAUCAUGAGGCAUCACAUUCUAUGAAGUUCAUUACCACUUGAUUGUACUGGUUUUAAAAAAUGUCUCUCAAACUUACUUAAACAUGCACAAUUGCUCCAUAACUAUGGAUGUCUGGGUGAAUUAUUCCAUAAUUCAUCCUGGUGGAACCAGAAAGACGCAAAAAUAUGCAUGUUAUUGCAUGCAAAUAAUUGGAGCCAAAUAAUUCAGAGGUCAGCAGAAGCAGUCUGAGGCCUCAGAGGGGAAUUGCUGGAUGCACAUGGCUGAGUUUAAAUUCGAGGGCUCUGUUUGGGUUAGUAGGCUCCACUAGGACUUGGAGCAAGUGUUGGGGGCAGCAUUCCCAAGCAGCUGCUGGGAGCUGAGGUGCCCUGUUCACAAAGUGGCUGCCAAGGCAAGUGUGGCUAGUCACUGGGGACCCACUUGCAGGGGUGUGGGCCGAGUCCUGAAACGCAAAGCCACUCAUUCAGGACCUGCCCCCAAGCCCCCUCAGUACAAAGAACCAUUGAUCCCAACCAGGCAUUUCUCGCAGCAUC